Messenger RNA from Trichechus manatus latirostris (Florida manatee), 5407 nucleotides. It is a transcript of the gene SORT1, whose product is annotated as sortilin 1. Gene Ontology annotation, cellular component: membrane; Golgi apparatus. Gene Ontology annotation, biological process: Golgi to endosome transport; endocytosis; vesicle organization. The record is from RefSeq and is a predicted model, not a curated record. Lineage: Eukaryota; Metazoa; Chordata; Mammalia; Sirenia; Trichechidae. Bases 1451 to 3646 code for a protein of 731 amino acids. The transcript has 20 exons. Gene Ontology annotation, molecular function: protein binding.
CUCUCCCUCUAAACCCCCAGGCUUAGGAAACCACAGUAAAAAUAAAAUCCUUCCAUUCAGAACCUGUGGUGUUCUGCUAAGAAAAUUUUCUGUGAAUGUAAUUUAUUUUCUGUUUUGCCUUUCAGUAUCUGACCCUCCAUUCCUCAUCUACAACAUGAGAAGUUUUGGACUAGAUUUAAAAAUAUCUAAAAAAGUUCUAUGAUUCAUAUGGAAGAAGAGGAAGCCAGAGGUUGUGAUCACAAAUGUUUGGUGGUUGAUUCUGAAUUUAGAAGCAAAUUGUGGCUGUUCUGCUUCCCAGUUGAAUUUGACCAUAGCAUGGAUUUCACAUCUGGGGUGAUUUGUUACCACCUCCAGAGCUUGCUUCUGGUAUUCUCAAAGAUUGCAGGAGCAUUUCUUUCAUAUAAUUAUGAAAGACGCUUGACUUAUUUUGGGGGUAAUACUUUAUCAUUCCUUAUUGGCUGAAAAAUCUAAUGCUAAUAAAAGCUACUAGCUUGGAUAAUCCAAAAGCAAACCCAGUAGACAUGUAGAAGUAAAUUUGUUUUUUCAUUCCAUGUAGCACUCUGUCAACACUGAGGCUCUUUUCUUCUUCCUGGCUGUCUGUGUCUCUGUUUGAAAAUAGAUGGUCAGCUCACCAUUAGUAUACCCAACCCUGUGCUUGUUAGAAUAUGACAUGUGAUUAAUUGGCUUGAUUUCUUUUCAUCAGAAGAGAAUGAUUUGUACCUUUGUUCCUUCUAGGGUUUAUGAGUUUUCUUUCUUUUAUGUUUGCUUUUGUUGAAAGUUUUGUUCUUUUCCUCCUGUAUGUUCUAAAACAACUAAGUUCUAAUAUUAUACUUGAGCCAGUUUACAAGUCUGGUAGAACAGUAAGAUCACCCUGAAGGACCAAGAGAAAUUGAACUGGGAUGGAAAAUUUUAAUUAACUUUAAUACUUCCUAGACAAGGUAGAUAAAUGCUUAUCUGGUACGUUCUUGUCAUAAUACUGGAUUCAAAACGUUGAUCUGUUGUAUACAUAAUCUAAAAGAGGUAUCUCAGUAACCAGGUUUGAGUCCUGCUCUGCUGCUUCAAAACAAGUCACUUCACUUCUCUGACCUUUAUGGUUCUGUUCUUUAAGCUUGAGAAGCAGCUCUUAGGAUUGUGUGGAGGAUCAGAUGAGAAGUUCUGUCAGAAUGUUAAAUGUAAACUAGCAUGUCGAUGUCAUUCGUUUAGACACUGACUGAACCAGCUACUGUGUACAAAGUGCUGCGCUCUUCUUUGCCCCCUAGAAGCUUGAAUCUAGUUGGCGUCCAGGUCUGUGCACAAACAACGUUAAACAUUAAGGAUAUUGACAUUGGUGCUGUCUCAAGAGUUUGGGUGUUCAGAGAUGGCUUGCUGGGAAUUUGGAAGAAGCCAUAACCACUACAGUGCAGUGGCCUAGCAAGGCCUCCUGGAUGAAGAGAGGAAGAUCUGUAAAGGCAUGGAGCAUGUGUUUGAUGAUCUCAGUGGCUCUGUGUCCUUGUCUUGGGUUGGAGAUAGCACUGGGGUGAUUCUCGUCUUGACUACCUUCCAUGUACCACUGGUAAUUAUGACUUUUGGACAGUCCAAGCUGUAUCGAAGUGAAGAUUAUGGAAAGAACUUUAAGGAUAUUACAAAUCUCAUCAAUAACACCUUCAUUCGGACUGAAUUUGGCAUGGCUAUUGGUCCUGAGAACUCUGGAAAGGUGAUUUUAACAGCAGAGGUGUCUGGAGGAAGUCAUGGAGGAAGAAUCUUCAGGUCAUCAGAUUUUGCAAAGAACUUUGUUCAGACAGAUCUCCCUUUUCAUCCUUUGACUCAGAUGAUGUAUAGCCCUCAGAAUUCUGAUUAUCUCUUAGCCCUCGGUACUGAAAAUGGCCUGUGGGUGUCCAAGAAUUUUGGGGGAAAAUGGGAAGAAAUCCACAAAGCAGUAUGUUUGGCCAAAUGGGGAUCAGAAAACACUAUCUUCUUUACCACCUAUGUGAAUGGCUCCUGCAAAGCUGACCUUGGGGCACUGGAAUUAUGGAGAACUUCAGACUUGGGAAAAAGCUUCAAAACCAUUGGUGUGAAAAUCUACUCAUUUGGUCUUGGGGGACGUUUCCUUUUUGCCUCUGUGAUGGCUGAUAAGGAUGCAACAAGAAGGAUCCAUGUGUCAACAGAUCAAGGGGACACCUGGAGCAUGGCCCAACUCCCUUCUGUGGGACAGGAACAAUUCUAUUCUAUUCUGGCAGCUAAUGAUGACAUGGUGUUCAUGCACGUAGAUGAACCGGGGGAUACUGGAUUUGGCACAGUCUUUACCUCAGAUGAUCGAGGCAUUGUCUAUUCCAAGUCCUUGGACCGACAUCUCUACACUACUACAGGCGGGGAGACAGACUUUACCAAUGUGACCUCCCUCCGUGGGGUCUACAUAACAAGUGUGCUUUCUGAAGAUAAUUCUAUCCAGACUAUGAUCACUUUUGACCAAGGUGGAAGGUGGACGCACCUGAGGAAGCCUGAAAACAGUGAAUGUGACGCUACAGCAAAAAAUAAGAAUGAGUGCAGUCUUCAUAUUCACGCUUCCUACAGCAUCUCCCAGAAGCUAAACGUUCCAAUGGCCCCACUCUCAGAGCCUAAUGCCAUAGGCAUAGUCAUCGCUCAUGGUAGCGUGGGGGAUGCCAUCUCAGUUAUGGUCCCUGAUGUGUACAUCUCAGAUGAUGGGGGCUACUCCUGGGCGAAGAUGCUGGAAGGACCCCACUAUUACACCAUCCUGGAUUCCGGAGGCAUCAUUGUGGCCAUUGAGCACAGCAGCCAUCCUAUCAAUGUGAUUAAGUUCUCCACAGAUGAAGGUCAGUGCUGGCAAACCUACACGUUCACCAGGGAGCCCAUUUACUUCACUGGCCUAGCUUCAGAACCCGGAGCCAGGUCCAUGAACAUCAGCAUUUGGGGCUUCACAGAAUCUUUCCUCACCCGCCAAUGGGUCUCCUACACUAUCGAUUUUAAAGAUAUCCUUGAAAGGAAUUGUGAAGAGAAGGACUAUACCGUAUGGCUGGCUCACUCCACAGACCCUGGAGAGUAUGAAGAUGGCUGCAUUUUAGGCUAUAAAGAACAGUAUCUGCGGCUACGCAAGUCGUCCGUCUGUCAGAAUGGUCGAGACUAUGUUGUGACCAAGCAGCCAUCCAUCUGUCUCUGUACCCUGGAGGACUUCCUCUGUGAUUUUGGCUACUUCCGUCCAGAAAAUGAUUCAAAGUGUGUGGAACAGCCAGAACUGAAGGGCCACGACCUGGAGUUUUGUCUGUAUGGGAGAGAAGAGCACCUGACAACAAAUGGAUACCGGAAAAUUCCAGGAGACAGAUGCCAAGGUGGGGUGAAUCCAAUUCGAGAAGUAAAAGACUUGAAAAAGAAAUGCACAAGCAACUUUUUUAGUCCAGAAAAGCAGAAUUCCAAGUCAAAUUCUGUUCCAAUUAUCCUGGCCAUUGUGGGAUUGAUGCUGGUCACAGUCGUAGCAGGAGUGCUUAUUGUGAAGAAAUAUGUCUGUGGGGGAAGGUUCCUGGUGCAUCGCUACUCUGUGCUGCAGCAGCACGCAGAGGCCAACGGAGUAGAUGGCGGGGAUGCAUUGGACCCAGCCUGCCGCAGCCAUAAAAGUGGUUAUCAUGACGACUCAGAUGAGGACCUCCUGGAAUAGCUCUUCACAGGAGCUGGGACCAAGCAUGAAUGAUGGAACCGCAGUACCUCUUACACUUCCUGUGGCUCCGACUUGGGGAAAUAAAUUUCCCCUUGCGAGGGACCCAGCUCUGUUUCUGCUGCUUCCAUCAAAGCCAAAAGGACCACCUACACUAAAGAAAUGCAGGGUGGGGUGGAGAACUCUAAAUGCUCUUACAAUUGGCUCUGAGAAGAGGAGGGAAAUCUUUAAAUUGUUUAACUUUAAUGUUCUCUUUUUUUUUUUUAAGGGAAUUGGGAGGGGAUUUGAAGGGAAUGUUUCACUAACCCCACCCUUGCGUGUCUUACAUGGCACCUGCCCCAGGGCAGCUGCAGCCUCCAGCAUCACAGUGUACUUGGUGCUGUCCCUAGGCUCUGCUGGCCACUUAAGCAGCUGCGGAGAUGAAAACAGAGGCUGCAAUGAUUGGCACAGCCUGGGCAGCUUUUCUCCAUCUGGGGACAGCCCUGCUGCAAGAACAUUGCACACCAGCUCCUCACAUGGGUCCCUGACCGCCCCCCGCCGCCCAGGGACCAUAGACCACAGUGAUUAAUGUCUUUCCCUACUUAAUUAGGCAAUACUCUUGUUAACUGCCCUUGGGCAACUAACUUAACCAUGUGCUUCCAAGAUACUAAAUCAGGAAAACUUAAAGGGCAAUAUGUUUAACUUUGGGCUGGGGAAGGGAGCAGCAGAGAAUUGACUAGAUUUAGCACCUAUUAAAGGAGAAAUUCUUAACUUCUUCCUAGAUCUUUCAAGCCAUGCUUUGUGUGUGUGCCAGUGGACUUGCUCAGGGACAGGGUUUAGGCUUGCCCUGGAUGUCUGCCCAGGCUGAAUGUUCUUCACUAGGAUUGGGUUUUGAGUGCACAGUAUAGCCCUGAGGACUGAACAUUCUUCCAUUCCCCGCUACCUGUUGGGUUGGCUCUUUGUUGAAUUGUUAAAAUCGCUACUUACUUGCUUCCUUUUAGGUUGCUGUUGUACCUGGAUCCAGGACUAGUGAUGUUUUCAGAUUUGUAGGCUUAAAAAAAAAGGAAAACAAUUUUAUUACCAAGCUCUCCUUCUCACCCCUUUUUUCCGGUUUUGCCAAGUCAUUUGCUGGCGUGAAGCUUUUGACUAAACCAGUUGAAGACACACUUACAGUCUGGAUGAUGCUUUGGGUGGUACAUUAAGUUCAUAUUUUAAAUUAAAGGAAGUUUUUCAUUUGACAUUUUUCCAAAUUAAAUAAAUUAUAGAAUUUAAUGAGGGUGGAUUUUUGGGUGGACGUGCAGUAAUGGAAAGCUGCGGUAAUUAGUUUUAAUACAGCCUGAAUAUUUGCUAUACAGAAAUAUAGCAAGUUUUCAGUCUAAGUGUACCUACUGUACUGGCCACAGUUUCUCCCAAUAAUUGUGAUUGGGACAUUUUUCCAUUGGUAGCUGCCAUUUUGCUGGUAGUUCCCCUUGUGACUAGAAUGUCAGUAAAAAGUAAAUGUGCCAAAUUAACUUUCGUCAGAAUGCAUGAGCAGGGAUGGCAAAGUUCUCUUCUCACCAGAAUGGACUAACAGCAGCAGGGAAGGUGGGGGAGGGAGUGGAUGGAGAAUUUUAGAGACUUUGAAACCGCCGUAAAAUUAAAUGAGUCAGGGAGCAUCAGUAGCAUCAGUUAGAAAAUAAAAUCAGGACAGUUUUUGUGAAGAGAGUUAAUAUUUGUUAGGGCCAGAGAGUACUAGUCUUUUAGGAAAAGCUCAUUAAAUUUGCAUGGUUUUAAAAUUUCAGAUAA